ACCCGCUUACUGAAGUCAGAAAAAAACAGCCAGAAAACUACAUACAGUACAUACAGUUUGAAGAAAGAGAAAACAAACGCAGUGUAUCUGAAUAAAAAUCGAAAGCAAAUCAGGAAAAUGGCGUAUUUCUACCAACAACAGCCAUUUUACAACCCAACAAUCCCGUUUACUGGCUCAAUCCAAGGAGGCUUGACAGAUGGAAAGAGUAUUACUGUAAGUGGGCGAGUUUUACCAGGCGCCAACAGGUUCCAUGUGAAUCUCCAGUGUGGUUCAAGACCAGAUGCUGUUAUCGCUCUGCACAUUAACCCGCGUUAUGACUCCAGUACAGGAUACAUUGUCACCAACACCAAGCUAAAUAACACUUGGGGUACAGAGGAGCGAAUUUACCAGAGCCAUUUUCCUAUGGGAAAUCCUUUCAACCUUCACAUCCUGGUUACAACACUCUCAUAUAAGAUAAGUGUCAAUGGCAUCCAUAUAAUGGAUUAUAAGCAUCGUAUUCCAUUCACCAUGGUGGACACAAUCGUAGUGGAUGGGAUGGUGGAGGUCAAUAACAUCAGUUUCCAGGACCCUGUGGGUAUUGUGCCUGCUCAAGCUGGAUUUCAGCCACAGUUUGCUUACCCUCCUCAAUAUGCGACGCCUGCAUUUCCUGCUCCAACAAGCUAUAGCCUGCCAUACAAAGCUGUUAUCAACGGUGGAUUGCAACCUGGCAGAAACAUUACCAUCCAAGGAGUGGUUAAUCCUCAAGCCCACAGAUUUCACAUUAAUCUACGUCACAGAAGUGGGAUUGCCUUUCAUUACAAUCCUCGCUUUGAUGAGCACAUGGUUGUGCGAAAUACCCAAACACUGGAUUCAUGGGGCCCAGAGGAGCGCUUUGGAGGCAUGCCGUUCCAUAUGGGACAAAACUUCCAAAUCAUCAUAAGCUGCAAUCCCCAUCAUUACAACGUGUUUGUCAAUGGUCAACAAGUGCAUACCUUUAACCACCGCUUCACCAGGUUGAAUGAGAUUAAUGUUCUGGAGGUGUCUGGUGACCUGACCUUGAUUUCUGUAAAUGUUUAGCCUUCUUUUUAGAAAUUGUUCCAUCAAAUUACAGCUUAUAGUUAGAAUGUGAACAAGUUUAACACACACACACACACACACACACACACACACACACACAUACAUACAUUUAUAUUGAAUUGCGAGGACCAGUGAGAGGAGAGGAGUAAGGGGGGUGAAGGAGGCUUCUGUGUACGAUGACUUUCACACACACACCCUGUGCGAGCAAGCACACACACAGAGCCCUGUGCGAGCAAUCACAUACACAGAGCCCUGUGCGACUAAGCACACACACACCACCCAUUCAAGUGAGCAUACACACAUACACACAGACUGCACACACAGCCUGAUCACAACUCAAGUCAUUGGCUAUUAGCCAUUAGUACUCGUAUAUCAAGACCUGCUUGUUUAUCAAGAAAAAAAAAUUUUUUGCUCGUCUUGCGGAACGCUCGCAAAUACAGUAUAUAUAAGAAUGGUCAAGUAGAGUAUAAGUUUGUCUUACAAGUAUAUGAAAAUAAUCAGUGAACCGUAAUAAUUCAAAUAAACCAUUUAUUACUAUUUUUAUGGUUUUAUAUUUUUACUGUGCUUUUUAUUGUACACGAGUAUUAGGAUGUUACCCUGUUAAUUGUAAUAUUCACCUUUAAGCCAAGCAAUAAAACUAUACCCUCUCCUGCUGUA
Messenger RNA from Clarias gariepinus (North African catfish), 1713 nucleotides. RefSeq names its product galectin-9-like. The record is from RefSeq and is a predicted model, not a curated record. Gene Ontology annotation, molecular function: carbohydrate binding; galactoside binding. Gene Ontology annotation, cellular component: nucleus; cytosol. Gene Ontology annotation, biological process: positive regulation of gene expression; negative regulation of CD4-positive, alpha-beta T cell proliferation; negative regulation of type II interferon production. The transcript has 10 exons. Bases 118 to 1056 code for a protein of 312 amino acids. Lineage: Eukaryota; Metazoa; Chordata; Actinopteri; Siluriformes; Clariidae.